This is a messenger RNA of Lemur catta (Ring-tailed lemur), 8152 nucleotides long. It is a transcript of the gene MBNL1, whose product is annotated as muscleblind like splicing regulator 1. The coding region runs from base 3814 to 4737 and encodes 307 amino acids. The record is from RefSeq and is a predicted model, not a curated record. Gene Ontology annotation, molecular function: metal ion binding. The transcript has 11 exons. NCBI's taxonomy places the organism in Eukaryota, Metazoa, Chordata, Mammalia, Primates, Lemuridae.
AUUAAAAUAAUCAGAAAGUUAUAUUUGCAUGUUGUUGAUUGCAUUGCAUAUCAAUGAAAAUAACUGUAACUGCAGUGGUUAAAUUGAGCAGUCAGAAUCUAUAUGUCUAUGUCUGUAUCUCUAUAUGUUUACAUGACUGCGUGAAUGAGUCAUGAUUCUUCCUAGUCUAUCACUUAGUAAUGCCAAGGUCAUAAAAAUCAUUUCUUAUGAUCCAUCUUAUGUAAAAGCUUAUGGGGUUACUUUGUUUUUCUCACUCAAAAGAUGUCAAAAUGUGCUUUUUAGAAUUCUUGAAUAAUUUUUGUUUAAAUUCAGUGUUAAGAUUAGAGACUGAGACAAAUUUAAAUCUGUUCCCAGCCAAAGAGUAAAUCAAGCUUAAGCAGAUGCAGUAUAUAACGCUACUACCCAAGGCAUUCUGCAAAGAAGGUAGUUGUCUAGAAAUUGGGUACAGAAUUGUCAUCUUCCUCCUAUGGUGAUUGAAAGUAAAUUCCAAAUAACACAUCACCUCAAGCUGUGCCACAUGGGCACCUAAAUAAGUUCUUCUUGCUAAAUGCCACCAAAUGGCUGUAUUUCUUAUAGCUUAUGGCUAAAUUCUGACAGGGCAGGUGUCUUCACUAUAACUAUUUUCUCUCUGAAGUUUUCAUGGUUUUUUUUAGGUGUUAAUUUAUAUUAGGUUAGGGCUUAAAAAAGCUGAAGAUAGUGAAAAUUAGUCCAGAGAGUUAGGAUGGUUGCCAUAUUAAAGAAAUAGGUUGCUUUUAGUAUUCUUCAUUGGCUUUGCAGUCUCACAUGUGAGGCCCUAGCUGCUUGGUUUGAGGUAUCUGAAAUUACCCAGAUGGCUUUGGGUCCUCAAGAGCUAAAUCAAGGAAGGUUGUUUUAGCUGCUGAAUAUUCAAGGAAGUACCUUCUUCCAACAUUGGUUUCAGCCCAUAUCACACAGAUGAUCUUUGGAUUUCUGAAGCUCUCUAAACUCAUAAUUAUUGUCUGGGCCCUGUACAUAAUUAAAUUUAUUUGUGAAGGAUGGGAAUGAAAUAUAAGUAUAGACUGGUAGCCAUGGUAAUCCCAAAAAACAGAAUGCCAGACCCCGUGAUGAUAAUAAUGUUACUUUCCUGUUAAUGCCUCUGAAGAUAUGAUAUACUUGAGAAAAAGGUGAAAUUCUAAUUUGUCCUUGACUUUAAAAUCUGGGAAUCACAUAAACAUUUGCUAAUUCCUUAAGCUGGUAAAUAUCAUUAAGUGAAAUGGAUGCAUGUAAUAUAAGCUUGAGGACGUAUUUAUGCAUACUACGUUUUUUAAAGAGACAGAGAUGUCAUAUUCUCUUCCUAACAGGGUUUUGGCUAGAGAUGACAUUUCUUAUUCCUUUUCUUUAAGAGUCUAACACUCCAUCAGUUUUCAAGAGGUGGUAGAGGUUGGGCAUGAAACCGCAACUUCAGGAGCUGCAUUCCCUGGAUCCAAAUUUUACCUUUGCUACUUAUUAUUUUUAUGACCUCUGGCAACUUAACACUCUGUGCCUCAAUUCAUCAGAUAUACCCUAUUAAAUGGAAGCAUAUCUACCUUGUUGGGUUGUUGCAAAUCUUAAGUAAGUUAAUACAUGUAAAGGGCCUAUGGAAUUUCAGGGUAUGCAAUAAAUAUCUUAUACAUAUUAGUUAUUAAAUCUUAAUUUCAUGUAAACAUAUUCUAAUAUCUAUCUUGUUAAAGAUAAACUUGCAGUAUACCAAUAAAUGAAAACAAAAAUAAUGUUGCAGUUUUAAUGAAAUGAUUUAGAGCUCCAGCUCUAGAACUAUACAACCUGGGUUCAAAUUACUGUGGCCUUGAAGAACUUAUGUAACCUAACUGAGCCUCAGUUCCCUCUUUUCCAACAUGGGGGCAUUACUAAUAUCUGAUCCUUGGGGUUGUUGUGAAGGUUAAAUCGGAUAAUGCAUGUAAAGCACUGAGAACAGUGCCUGGCAUUUAAUGAAUACACAGUGUGUAUUAGCUGUUUUUCUUAUUGUUAUAAUACUUUGAUGAUGAAGUGAAUACUGUGAAGUACUUACACAUGAGAAACAUUAUACUCAGAAUCGGUGUAUAUAGGGUUUUCAAUUUUGGUAACAAGGAUUGUUAUUCUAUGCUGUGCAGAAAACACAUCCAUGCCUGAGUGCUUAUAAUUCUUCUCUAAUAAGUAAAUAAUUAAGAAAAUAAUAACUUGUUUUUUACUUACCCUUUUUUGAGCUAUUUAAAUUACAAAAAAAAAAAAAACCUGUAGAUGCUUUUUAUAUCUGUUAAUUUUCACCCUGGAUAAAUCAGUUAAGAAAAUACUUUAUUAAUGUUGUUACUUGCUUAACUCUGUUGCCCAGCCACAUUCUAGCCACUUGUUAAGUUGAACAUUGUUGGAAUGAAAAGUAAUCAAUAACGUCAAAAUGGAAAUGAAAUGUGCAUGCAAAGAAGACAUUGCUCCCUUUGUACAAUAAAGACCAUAAGAGCUGAUAUUUCCCCAUCUCUUUGGAAUAUUGUAAAGAUUACGAAAACUUUAGCAUUUGCAAAAAAAAAAAAAAAUAGUGAUUCUAUGUCAGGGAGGCAGAUAGAAUAUUAUGAAAGAAAUGACCAAAAUUGCAUGGUGGCAUUUAUUUUAGAAGCUAACAUCCUUUCUUUCGUUAACAGGAAAUUUUAGGGCAAUCUACUUGCUUAUUGGAAGUGGAGAAGUUAAAUGAAAAAUUUGAAAAGGAUUCAUUAAGACUUUCUUAUAAUAAAGUAAACUUUUAAGAGCAUGUUUUUCCAUAGAAUUAGAAACUUAGAAUUUCAUAGUAAUAGUAUAUUCAUCACCUUGUUUGGGGAACAGAUUUUAAAUAUGAUAACAGGAAAACACCUGUUUUGACACUGUGGAAAAGGUGCAAACAUACAGGCAAAGUCUGUGUAGGUGUAGAGUAAACAAGAAUGCUUUGGCUCGCAUCCUGCAAGGAGGUGGGUCUAAACGGUCUGCUCCAGCUUCUGCUGCUGCUGCUGCUGCUAAUAUUGCUGGGAAGGAGACAUGGCUGACCUGGCAUAUCCUUUACUCUUGGUGCUGCAGCAGUCACUCAGGAAAUGUUGUUUAAGGGGAACCUUCUGGAUCCUUUUCAUGGCACCAUGGCAAGAAGAAGCCGUAUCUUAUCUGUUGAAGAUAAAGCGUGGAGUUGGCUAAUGGAUGCUGAACUAGAUCUCCAUACCCCUCCUCAUCCGUGUUUUUGGCUUUCUCAUGGGAUGCUAGAAUGGCCUAUUUCCAUGUAUUUUGUUGCAUUUCUCCAUUGCUUCUUGUGUUCUGGCGGGGGAUUUUGGUGAUUCUUUUCAAGCGCUACCUGAGCUCUGUGCUAGUUGUUCCCCUUCUCCCAGGGUUUUAUGCUAUGUGGCCAUGUUUUUGCUCCCUCAGCCUUGUCCAUUGACAGAAUCUUGGGUUCUGUGAUGGCUGCCUCUAAACCCUUGUGAGGGCGGGGAAUAUUCCUCCCUCUGCUGCUACAAUUGAGCCCCGUGCUGGGUACCAUGUUGCCCUCUACACUUGCUUUCAAUUGUUAAAGCUUCCCAAGCUUUGGCUAUGGCUCAGUGAUCCUGCUGUCAAAACCCCGAAACUUUCCUAGCUUCGACACUCAGUGGUAGCAGCAGGUGUUGGGAUUUCUCCAAGCCCCUAAGGCCCUGGGAGGAAGAGAAUGGCUGUUUGACAUAGACCUCAGGAGCUUUCAAAGCACCAAGAAACCUCUCCAGAAGAUAUGUAAAGGGUCGUUGCUCCAGGGAGAACUGCAAAUAUCUUCAUCCACCCCCACACUUAAAAACGCAAUUGGAGAUAAAUGGACGCAAUAACUUGAUUCAGCAGAAGAACAUGGCCAUGCUGGCCCAGCAAAUGCAACUAGCCAAUGCCAUGAUGCCCGGUGCCCCAUUACAACCCGUGCCAAUGUUUUCAGUUGCACCAAGCUUAGCCACCAAUGCAUCAGCAGCCUUUAAUCCCUACCUGGGACCUGUUUCUCCAAGCCUGGUUCCAGCAGAGAUCUUGCCGACUGCACCAAUGUUGGUUACAGGGAAUCCUGGCGUCCCUGUACCUGCAGCUGCUGCAGCAGCUGCACAGAAAUUAAUGCGGACAGACAGACUUGAGGUUUGUCGAGAGUACCAGCGUGGCAACUGCAACAGAGGAGAAAAUGAUUGUCGGUUUGCUCAUCCUGCUGACAGCACAAUGAUUGACACCAAUGACAACACAGUUACUGUGUGUAUGGAUUACAUCAAAGGGAGAUGCUCUCGGGAAAAGUGCAAAUACUUUCAUCCACCUGCACAUUUGCAAGCCAAGAUCAAGGCUGCCCAAUACCAGGUCAACCAGGCUGCAGCAGCACAGGCUGCAGCCACCGCAGCUGCCAUGACUCAGUCGGCUGUCAAAUCACUGAAGCGACCCCUCGAGGCAACCUUUGACCUGGGAAUUCCUCAAGCUGUACUUCCCCCAUUACCAAAGAGGCCUGCUCUUGAAAAAACCAACGGUGCCACCGCAGUCUUUAACACUGGUAUUUUCCAAUACCAACAGGCUCUAGCCAACAUGCAGUUACAACAGCAUACAGCAUUUCUCCCACCAGGCUCAAUAUUGUGCAUGACACCCGCUACAAGUGUUGUUCCCAUGGUGCACGGUGCUACGCCAGCCACUGUGUCCGCAGCAACAACAUCUGCCACAAGUGUUCCCUUCGCUGCAACAGCCACAGCCAACCAGAUACCCAUAAUAUCUGCCGAACAUCUGACUAGCCACAAGUAUGUUACCCAGAUGUAGAAUUUUCAUCACUAAACAAUCAUACUAAAGAGGAAAGGACAGUGUGCUUGGUUAGAGUAAAGGACAAGGUCAUUAGCCAUAUUGUAUAUACCGUCAAGCAACACACACAAAAAUCCCUCAGCCACAAGACAUCCACAUAUUGCAUGUUAACCAGAAGAAAAGAAAACAUGGAAAUCCACUGCACACUGUUGCCUAUACACUUUGUACAUUUAAUUGAUAUUUGUGCUGAGGUGAUAUUCCUGUCUAAAAGAACAACAUCGUCUUUCUUUUCUAGCACAGAGUUAUGCAUUAAAAUGUGCAUACCUAAUUAGUUUCCUAUAUAUUCAUGCCAUCUUGAAAAGACAGACUAUGGUGUAACCAUGAUUCUAUUAUGUAUUGGUACGUCUGUAGACCAAGAUAUAAUUUUUUUUAAAUAAGUUUAUUUCUUUCAAGGUUUACAAAUAACAAAGGUGCACCUUGUAUUUAAAAUUGCCAUUAUAGAUGAGAGCGUGCAUGCACAGUCAUUUUUGUUUAAGAGUAAUAUUUUUAAUGUAAUAGAUUGUAAGAUGUGGUGAGGGAGGGAUCUGACAGAGAUGAAUGUGCCAAGCAAAACCACAACUGUGUAUAUUUUAAAGCACAUCAUGGCUUUAAGUACCAUGUUGCUAAGGAUUCUCAUGAAGUGCCAUAGACUGUACAUCAAAUUAGAGUAUUAUUUCUUCAGUGUUAUUGUUUUCAGAGCCACAUUUUGUUGCUUAUUUGCUAGUACUAAUCAGUCAAAGGGCACCAUUCUUUUUUUUGUUUUGAAACCAAAGCUGUCUCAGAAAUGGCCAAUUUAACUCUACAGUAACAAUAGACAGCACAACACAAACUCUCUCAAUACAGAUAAACUCACACAUACUGGAGAUAUAUAAAAUAGAUAUAUAUAAAAUUAUUUUAAUGCAUUGUAGUGUAAUAUUUAUGCAUACUAUACUGUAUAACAUGUUAUUCAAAAGGGAUAUGCCAUUUCUGAGACACGAUAACAAAAUGUUUGAGGAAAUUAUUUUGCUUCUAUUUAUAGCCUCUGUCAAAAGUCAAAAGACUAUAAAUGCUUUGCAAAAAUGGUUUCACGUUUGCUUAAAUGCUUCAUCAUAGUCACAUUCAAAAUAGUGACUCUAAACAAAGAAGAAAGCAGCACUGUCAUCAGAUGCAUGAUAAACCAAAAUAUGAAAAUGGGAAAUGUUUAAUUAACCUAGUAAUUGGGUGGGUUAAGUACAUGGGUGACUUUUAUAUGUGAUUUUUUUUGUUUUGUUUUGUUCAGAUUAACUGCUUAUAGCCUUAGAAAGCCUUUUACAAAAUUUAAAAAAAAAAUAGAUGUGCAUUCAGUUUUUAAGAAUGGAUUCAUCCAAAGGAAUUCCUUUUUUUGAGGUUUGGAUGUUGCAGCUAGUAAAGGAUAUUUUUGCUCUAUUCAGCAGUUCUAAAAAUUGCUGAAGUAGGGGCCAGGUCACUGGUAGAUAUAGUAUGGAAUGGGAGAAGUGAAAGUUCAGUUAUAGAACUUUCCAUACUUCCAAGUUUACUGCAAGUUUUUAUGCUUGAGAGAGAUGCUUUCUAAUAUAAGACUGAUGUGUUGAUUUUACUGAUUGUACUGUACAUCUAUUAAAGCCUUAGAUUAUUACAUUACGGGUUGGAACCCAUACCAAUGUAAUUUCAAUCGUGUUAAGAAAGUAAUGGUGACUUCACAUGUUAUUGUAGUUAGUUACAUUAUAGAAUAUUACUUAUUUUUCUUGUUAAAAUGUAGUUUUUCAUUUCCUACAUUUAUUAGAUUUUCAUUUUCUAUUAACAAUUGAAUACCAUUUCAGUUUAUAGACUAUUGUUUUAUUAGAUUUUACUGAUGAAUUUUUCAAAAUACAAAAAAAAAUUAAAGUAGUUUUUCCUUCAUAACAUAAUCAGUUUUGAAUUACAUGUAGUGUCAUAUGAAUAUUCGUAUUGUUAACUAAAUGAUUUAUAUUUUACUGAUUUAAUAUUACAGUGUAAGAAUGUCAGUCAUUGUUAGUUCUUGUCUAGUUUUCAUUAAAAGAACAAAGAUCUUUUAUAUGGAUAUCUUAUAAAUAUAUAAUCAUUGCUAAGUAAGAAGUUAAGUUGUUGCUAUCGCAACAAUCCUGGCAGACAAUUGAGUAAUAUUUUGAUGAUUUAUUUUGUUUGUAAUUAGUUAUUAUAAGAAGAUCUAGAUCCUAGAUAUUAGAAUAAAAUUUAUUUUCUACUGUAUCCAUUUCAAAUGUUAAAGUAUUGUUUAAUAUUUUUGAAAUCCCUGAAUAUCAGGCCUUGUUAUAAAUAAGCUGCAUAAUCAAUAAAUAGAACAAGGGACUUUUUGUUGAUAAUCCAAAUACUCAAAGUUUACGUAAUGAGAAUUAUAGCGUGUGUGCAAACUCUUGAGGGUUGAUUAUGCUGCAAUUUAGCAUGUUGGGACGUCUAGAGAGAAGGUUGACUUUUUGCACUUCUGUAUAUAGUCAAAAGAGAGAAACCUGUAUAAUAGUAAGAUCUUAUUUUGAAUAAAAACGUCUAUAAUUACAAGGAGUUUUGUUAAGGCUAAUAAAAUGACAGACUGAGCAAAAUUGCUUGCAAAAGUGGCACAGAGUUAGCACUCCAUACCCUUUCAAACAUGUUGCUUUGCUUUUUUGUGGACAGCUUGUAGUUUGCCAGGAUUUUUUCAGCUGGAAAGAUAUGCCAUCCUUUCAAAAUCUCAUGACUGACAAAAACUCCAUUGGGCCAAAUCUGCCUGAAGAUCAUUACCAAAAAUAGCAGGUACUUCGACCAUUAAGGUGAAAUCAUGGAUCAAAUAUUCCUUACAUUUUUCAAAACUACUGCAUGUUAAAAACUUCAACAACAAAAAGAGAGAAAGAACUAUACUAAGGACAUAUAUUAUUCAAAUCAGUUUCUGCCAAUUUCAGUGGUUUAUUGUUCACAAAAAAAAAUCUUCAAAACAAGUAUUGACUUUCACAAAAUUUAAACCAUAAACAGGCAAACCAAACAGCACACCGUAGCUAUAGUUGUUAUGUGAUUGUUUUUUAAUUGCUGUAGGAUCCCGUUCUUUCAGCAGGUGAAAAAAAACACAGUUCAAAUUUCACAGUUUUAAUUUUCAACUCAGAAGCACUCAAAAAAGCAAAAUGUGAUCAUGGGCACUUGUUUAAUGAAUUAAUGUAUCCAGCCUUCACUCCAGCUGGUUAAUAAUGUUGCACUUAUCAGCAACCCUACCACUUUCAUCUGCUGAAAGGACAAAUGUGCUUGGUUUUACUAUUAUGUAAUCACAACUUACUUUUUGCUUGUAGUUGCUUAAAAUUAUGUAUUUUUGUCUUGGGCUGCAAUUUGUUUUAUGCUUAUUUUAUUAUUACUGCAGUAGUUGACUUUGCUGUAUGGAAAAAUAAAGUGAAAUUGCCCUAAUAAAACUUCUCUUUCUUAAGUA